This is a messenger RNA of Drosophila novamexicana, 5115 nucleotides long. RefSeq lists its product as uncharacterized. Gene Ontology annotation, biological process: positive regulation of membrane tubulation; lysosome localization; Golgi organization. Lineage: Eukaryota; Metazoa; Arthropoda; Insecta; Diptera; Drosophilidae. The transcript is spliced from 10 exons. Gene Ontology annotation, cellular component: endosome membrane. The record is from RefSeq and is a predicted model, not a curated record. The coding region runs from base 429 to 4694 and encodes 1421 amino acids. Gene Ontology annotation, molecular function: kinesin binding.
GUAAACAAUGUUCACCUGUUGUUAACAGUUGAGCGUUGCCAGAUGUACCACGCACGCCGCACAGCUGUGCACAUGAGUUGCCCAAAAGUUGCAGUAUGCCAACUUGUGGGCAACGCUGCGUUUUGUAUGAUAAAUAUUGAUUUGUUUUACUUGUGUGUGUACUUCUUAUUUUAAAAUGUAACUAAAAAACAGAUAAUACUCAGAUUAACUAUAAAAUAUAAGUUAUCAAAUUAAUUUACAGUGCCGAGCACAAGUUGACAUGGAAUAUUCUCAAAAAAUCAAAGCGCGCUUCUAAUUGGCUACAGACAAAUAUUCGUAAAAAUUAUCGUUUAGACAAAUAUUACAACAAAAUAAAGUGACACAAACUUUAAUCAGCAGAGACGCUGGUCUUGGCACAACAACGCGAGACAUAUGCAUACGAUGUCGUAAUGGAUUCACCGCUAUAUCCCAAGGUCAACAACAAUCUGAGCGCCAAGGUCUCGCCGAGUGGCGACAAGAUGAGCUCCAGCAUGAAUAGCAGCAGCUUGGAGGAUACAACUCCUAGUGAUUCGGGCGUACAAAUGCUGGAUUCGGAGAAUAGCGAUUUUAUGCUCGAGUCGCUGUGCUCCCAGUCGGGUCUGGAGUUCGAGGAGCCGGUGAAGCCAAUACCAGCUGUCAGUCAACAGCAGCAGGCGAAGCUGCCUGUGGACAACAAUUCGAAUGUGGCCGCGGAGGAGACCAUGACUAGCAGCGCUUGUUCGACCUUUGACACUACUGAAAAGAUCGUAUACAGGCGCAAGGUGCACAAAACUUCAUCCACCCCAAAGGCGCCAAAAAAGCGCGUAUCAUUUCACGAGGAUAUUCUUAAGAACACACGCACCGACAACAUACACAUAGAGCAUGGCUUUAUCACAUACAAAAAUGGACGCAAAUUGGCCGUGGUGGGCGGCAAUUCAGCGGGCGUGGCCGGUGCCGCCGGCCGCUAUUCUUGGUGCGCAGAACGGGAGCGCGUUCAGGCGCCCACCGAGCUCAGCACAGCUGGACGCGAUGCCGAACAGGUGGUUGGCGACAGAGCGAUAGGCCAGAAUCGUCGACUGGUCUAUCGCAAUGCCUGCUCGGAUGUGCUAGACUAUGGAAACACGGAUAUCUAUGAUACCAAUGAGCCAGUGGGUCUGCAAUAUGACAAUUCCGGCGUGUUUGAGUAUGCGGCCACAUCAGAAGCGAAGCAACGGGAUGAGCGAUUGCUUUAUCGAUGCGCCUGCAGCAGCUCCAAUUCGAGCCUGGACUCUGAUGAGCAGGACAAGAACUCCAAUGGCAAGAAUUCCAAUGACAAUCGCAAACACUAUGAGCAGGCCAAGAGCAGCUCCUGCGAUUGCAUUGGCAUGAGCAAUGCCAACAAUAAUUUGAUUGGCGACAAUUGUUACUUCUCGGAGCCCAAUAUUGGGGAUGCCGGCAGCCCCAAUCAGAAAUCCGUGUGGAACAAGGAGAAGAAGCCCAAGUCCAGCUGUCUGAAGAAAACCAAACGCCACACCAACAUUAUACACGAGCAGGAUCUCAAUGAUCGCGUCAAGAAGUUCAAUGUGCACGACAUAAAGCAUCAGUUGCUGGACAAUAGCAGCAAAAUGAUAUUCGGCUCGCUGAAGAGCAUCUUUACCAUGCCACUGCCCGAGCGUGGUGUGCCCGAGGGCUCCGAGGAUCUGCAAUCGGUGGUGGAGUGCGUGCCGGAGCUGGAGCAAACGCCCGAGCACAAGUCCAAGUCAUAUGCGCCAACAUGCCAGUCGCCCGACUCGCCGCUGCUCAAGGCCAAACCCUUUCUCAGCAAGAGUCUAGAUGGUAAUAAACAGACGCAGUGCACCAAGAAAUUUGUGCACAACGUGGACGAGCAGCUGCGUCGCAAAAAUGAUGAGCAAAAUAGCGCCGCGGAGCCAUCACCCCCAGAGCAGCCACAUACGCUGCGACGUCAAGAUGAAUUCGAUAAGGAAACAGCCGCCGUGGCACCGAAUGUCACCAGCACACAGAGCGAGUUCCGCAGCAAGUUCAUUAUCAAUUGUGAAAGCACCGUUUUUGAGCAUACGGGCGUCUCCUACGAAACCAGCGGGCCGCAGCAGUCAGAGCUGCAGUUCGCCAUGUCGGCCAAACAGCACAGCAGCGUGGCCAGCCUAUUGGAGCGGAACACCCCCAUUGCCCAGCCAGCGAGUCAGCUGCGCAGCUCAUUUAUGGGCGCACCCAUAGCCAAGACGUUUAGCAACUUCUUUCGCAGUCUUAAGGAGAGCUCAGGCAGUGCGUCAGCUGACAAGGAGCACGAGCAGAAGCAGCAGCAACUUCAACAGCAACAGGCAGCAACUGAAAGUUAUUUUGCUUCCAAAAUUUCCAAGACGCCGCAGCAGUCGCAGCCGCACCCCCAGCAACCGUUACCCAACAAGCUGCCCAGCACCCACUCGUCAUCAACCAUAUCCGAGCUUAGCUCCAUUAGCAACAAUACGAACAGCAACUCUGCGUCCUAUAAUAAGUCGCAGACUCCAAACAAUGUGCACGGUUUGGUGCUGGGUAGCUUGGAGCGACAAUCGCGUCAUCUGCCAUCGCCGCUGAAGAAGCGCUGCGGACAGCCGCCACGCUAUGGCGAGCCGCAGCAGCAGCAGCUGACCAGUCGCAGUCUGCACAGUCCGAGCAGCUAUUUGGGCGCACGGGGCGCCGGCGGGAGCGGACGUGAUUCGAAGAGCACCAUAAUCAGCGAGGAGUUUGAUGAUAUUCUGACUAUAACCACCACCACGGAUACAGCCAAUGAGCGUCCUUCCACGGAGAGCGAUCUUGUAAUUGUGGACUACACCGACGUGGACUAUGCACAGCUAUUGAAACCGCCAGUGCCGGCGGCCAAAACGUCGCUGAUCAAUCGCUUUCUGCGCAAUGUGACACAGAAGAAAAUACUAGAAUCCUCCAUUAAAAAAAAUGAUUUCUUUGCGGAUAAACUACGCGGCGAUAACAAGCAAUUGGCCUCGAAUCUCUAUUUGCGCGGCGUGCGGCCCAAGAAUUACGAGCUGAUCGACGAUCUGAAUGCCGAGAUUGCCAUGGAGAUUGAGAUGUCUGGAGCCAAUUCGCCGCGACGCGAAUUGGCCGUGGGUCUGGAUCUCGAUUUGCCGGGAGAUGUCGCCCGUUUCGAACUGGGCGUCGGGGAAAUAUCCAUUGAUAUAUUCAGUGGCAAACAUUUGCCCAUGCUGCGAGAGCCCAAUGAGCAGUUGCUAAAGGUCUUCAAGCUGUACACUGGCUACAGUCGCGAGGGCUUCAUGACACCGGUGCUGGUGUUGCUUACGGAUAAAACGCUCUACGUGACAGAUCUGGUACGCAAUUGCUUGUGCGCAAAAUUUGUUCUGGCCUACAAGGAUUUGGAUGUCAUAUUGAUGGGUCCCUUUGGGAACACGGUGCUGCUAAGCAACAGCAUGCGGGACAUGCAGCAGGUGCUGCUCGCCGGCGGACCUUAUCCAGCAGAUGCACUCGUUGCCAAUCUGGAGCUAUGUGCUCGUCGCAGCGGCUCAACGCUGCCCGCCGUGGGUCAACUGACACUGGAGCAUCUGGCGCCGUUGCAGAACUUUGUGCGUGCAAACAGUUGCGUGGGCAAGGAUGAGCACUGGAUGUUCUAUGCGGUGGUCAAUAUGCCGGCUGGCGGUGCUCUGGGCAUGGGCCUAGAUGGCGAACAGGAGCCGCUGGGGCCGCACAUCAAGGGUUUUCUCAUGCACCGACGGGUGCGAGAAACAGCCACAGCAACCGCCGCUUCCAAGAUCAGCUGGCAGCCGGGCUACUUUCUGUUAAAAGCGGGCGUGCUCUACAUGUUCCAUGAUUCCACGCAAAAGCUGCCCAGCUGGGCCAUGGCGCUGGCCGAGUGUCAGGGCGCCAGGCGUGCUAUCAAAUCUGCGCGACCUCAUUGCUUUGAGAUCAUGCUCAAGGGCGAGCUUUUGCAAAUGGCAGCCCCGGAUGAGUAUGUUGCUUCCGAGUGGCUGCAGGCGCUGCUCCAGUCAGCCAGUGGUCUGUUCGAGCUGCAGGAGCGGCACAAGGCUCUGGGUUGCACUCUGAUAGUCACCCAGAACCAUUUGAUAACGCUGCGUGAGGACUUUGCUGCGCCCCUGCGACAACUGAACAAGGAGCCGGAUUCACCGCCAGCCGCUGCCGAGAACAAGCAGCUGCUGCGCGAGGAGGAUAUGUUGUGCAUCUUCGAAACCAGCAGCUUGCUAAGCUCUACCAUGAGCUCGCCCACACGUGGCACACAACGCUCCUGUUCCUCACUCAACUCCACCCCCACAAAGCACCCGCUGGAUGCGUCCAAAGCUCUACCAAAAACUGUGUCAGGACAAGCGCAAAGCAUGAGCAGCGUUUAUGGCAAAAAUUCGGGACUGGAGAUACUAACCUGUGCGGAUAUUAAAGCAAUGACUGGCAUUAAAAUACCCUCACAUAGUGAGACCUGGUGGUGCAUAUUGGAAUUCUCCUGCCAGGAGGCGCCACUGGAAUGUCAAGAUGAUUUGAUUCUAUUCUUUGCGAGCAGCAUGGAAAUGCAGCGCUUGUUGCGGCUGCUCGAGCAGCUUUGGCAGUCCAAAAAUAACGAUCUCUUCCCUAUAACCAUACUGGACGAUGAUGAAACGCUCGCCGAGCAGUGCACAGGACUCUAUUUGGACAUAAAUCGCGCCUGGGAGCCGCUGCUCUCGGCUGCACUCGGCUAUCCUCUCUAAAUCGCGCAACUAUACAAAUAUAAUCGAUGCAGAUCUAUUAUAUAAAAUAUUUAAUAAUUUUGCUAGAUCUGAGCAAGUAAAACUCAAUGCUUAAUAUUCUAAUACUCGAGCUGAUAUAAGAAAACCACAGACAUGCUUGCUGCAACAUAUACUUAUAUAUCUCUGUCAAUAUUUAUAUAUACACAAACGAUAUUCAUAUACCUUGUAUUAUGAUUUGUAACGUGAACAUUCGCUUAAACAAUUCAAUUAUUUGCGCUGUUAUAUUCGAUAUAUUUAAUAUUUUGUGUGAUAUUAACUUUUAAGUUGGCAAUUGACACGUUUAUUUCGGGUUUACAAAGUUUUCCGUAUUAUACCUUAAUGUUGUUAAUAUUUUGUAUUGGUUUUUUUUUAAAUACAACAAACACCGUGUAGAAAUAUGCAC